Molecule: messenger RNA, 878 nt
Organism: Polyodon spathula (Mississippi paddlefish)
Lineage: Eukaryota; Metazoa; Chordata; Actinopteri; Acipenseriformes; Polyodontidae
Product: protein ripply1-like
Exons: 4
Coding region: 97-558 (153 amino acids)
Biological process (GO): negative regulation of transcription by RNA polymerase II; embryonic pattern specification
Cellular component (GO): nucleus
Source: RefSeq, a predicted model, not a curated record
CGAGAAGUCACUUGAGAUAGAGAGAUAGAUAGAGAGAGAACGCGCCAGUGAAGAAAAGAAGCAUUCAUUUUUAAAGAAUAACAGCAGAACACAGCAAUGGAAUCCACCGCAUUUUUUGUUAACCAGACAUCGUUUGAAUUUGCUCCUAGCUACUGCCUUUACAGCAUGGCUUUAAACGGACUAGCUCAGAAAAGCAGCCCACCUUCUCUAUGGAGACCCUGGAUCAUGACCACCAAAGACAUGGAGAGAAAAAACAGGAGACAGCAGGCUUGUCCUUACGCCAGACCUGCAAACACAGGAAGCUUCACUGAAACGGAAAAGACACAACCCCAAUUCCAGCACCCAGUCAGACUAUUUUGGCCCAAAUCUAAAUCCUACGACUACCUGUACAGUGAUGGGGAAAACCUUCUGAAGAACUUCCCAGUCCAGGCAACAAUUAGCUUCUACGAGGAGUCUGACAGCGAGGAUGAGGAGGAAUAUGAUGAAUCUGAGAGUGAACAGGAGGUCUCUCCAAAACACAAUGCUCUACCUGCGACCCACUUCACCAGCUACAACUGAACAUACUAUUAACAGCUUAGAACCUAUUUAUUUAUAUUUCAAAUAUAGUUAUUUUAUUUCUGCUGGAAAUGUAUGGUGAAAAACAAAGAUCCAUUGACUCUUCAGCUGAAUAAAAUCUUUGUUCUUGUUGGAAAUAGAACCUAAGUCACCUAGUUCCUUCACUGUUUUGUACGUAGGAUACUGAGUUGUUUGUCUGAUCAAUGUGCCAUCUGUUUAAUAAUCUUGGUGUGAUGCCUAAACUUUGUUAUUUAUUGUUUUUAGUACUGGACCUAGUUUGUCUCAUUUCUUUUGAUUUACUGGUCCCAUAUUGGGGUUGUUUA